Molecule: messenger RNA, 633 nt
Organism: Myripristis murdjan (pinecone soldierfish)
Lineage: Eukaryota; Metazoa; Chordata; Actinopteri; Holocentriformes; Holocentridae
Product: gastrula zinc finger protein XlCGF57.1-like
Exons: 1
Coding region: 16-633 (205 amino acids)
Biological process (GO): regulation of transcription by RNA polymerase II
Molecular function (GO): RNA polymerase II cis-regulatory region sequence-specific DNA binding; DNA-binding transcription factor activity, RNA polymerase II-specific
Source: RefSeq, a predicted model, not a curated record
CACCUCACGCAACACAUGAUAAUCCACACUGGAGAGACACCAUUCGUCUGCUCCAUCUGUGGGAGAGGUUUUACACAUAACGGAAACCUCAACAAACACAUGAGAAUCCACACUGGAGAGAAACUGUUCAACUGCUCCCUCUGUGGUACAGGGUUUGCACAGAAAGUACACCUCAGCAGACACAUGAAAAUCCACACUGGAGAGAAACCAUUCGUUUGCUCCCUCUGUGGCACAGGGUUUGCACAGAAAGUACACCUCAAGAGACACAUGAGAAUCCACACUGGAGAGAAACCAUUCGAUUGCUUUGUCUGUGGGAGAGGUUUUACACAUAAAGGAAACCUCAGCAAACACAUGAGAAUCCACACUGGAGAGAAACCAUUUGUCUGCUCCGUCUGUGGUAAAGGGUUUGCUGAGAAAGGAACCCUCAAGACACACAUGAGAAUCCACACUGGAGAGAAGCCAUUCGUCUGCUCCGUCUGUGGGAGAGGUUUUAUAGAUAAAGGAAACCUCAAGCAACACAUGAGAAUCCACACUGGAGAGACACCAUUUGUCUGCUCCCUCUGUGGUAAAGGGUUUGCAAAGAAAGGAACCCUCAAUAUACACAUUAGAACCCACACUGGAGAGAACCUGUAG